AUGCAGGCUUGUGAAGUCGCUGCACUGAUAUUGCUGACUGUAGUGAGCUGCUCCAGACAGUAUGAAGAGGCUCAUCCUCAGGCUUUCCUAACCCUGCAGCCUGCCUGGUCACAGAUAUUCCCAGGAGAGACAGUCACCCUGAGCUGUGAGAUGGAGGGGGGCUCUGCUGACUGGAGGUUUAAACAGUACAGAGAUGGACGUGAAGGUUGCAGUGAUCAAUACAGCAGGAGAUAUGGGGACAGCUGCACAAUCAGUUACUCUCAGCAUUACCACAGUGGAGUGUACUGGUGUGAGUCUGCAUCAGGACAGGAGCGCAGUAAUACUGUCACCUUAGCUGUGUCCAAUCAAUGGGUGAUCCUGCAGACUCCUUCCCAGCCUGUGUUUGAGGGAGACACUCUGACUCUGAGGUGUCGUGUCCGCACAGGUUAUACAGCUACCAGGGUUGCAUUUUAUAAAGAUAAUAAAGAUUUACAGUACAGGACUGGCACAGAGCUGAGUGUGGAUCGUGUUUCAAAGAGUGAUGAGGGGUUCUACAGGUGCAGAGCAUGGUGGUGGGACACCGCCUCCUGGACUGAAUCUUGGAGUGAAUCUGCAGAGGUGCGGGUGUCAGUGAGAGAACGACCCCAGGCUGUCCUGACCCAGGAGCCUGCAUGGACACACAUAUACGAAUCAGAGAGAGUCACACUGAGAUGUCAGGUUCAGGGGGGUUACACUGACUGGAGAUUCACAUGGUACAAAGAUGGGAGGAAUGCUCCAGUAACCCAGGAUUACUACAGCAGUAUAGAUGGUGACAGAUACACAAUUAGCUCUGCUACUAGAGACCACAGUGGAGAAUAUACCUGUAAAGUUGAAAGGAGAGGUAACCCAUCGUACUCUAAAACAAGCGAUGCUCUUACACUGAGAGUAUCAGAGCUGUUCAGCACAGCCACUCUGACAGUGCUACCUGGUGCCUCAGUGUGGGAGGGAGAGGCUGUGACUCUGCAGUGUGGGGCUCACAUAAAUAAACAGGGCACACAGCUGCAGUACCGCUAUAGCAAAGACAAUGGGACUGUGAGAGGAGCGGGAUCACAGGAUCAGCACUCAAUCCCAGCGGCAGGGCUGAGAGACACAGGGAGAUACCAGUGUGAGGUGGAGGCAGCAGGGACGGGGCUGAAGGAAAGGAGUGGUUCUGUGUCACUGACUGUGAGAGCUCUGUUCUCCAGGGUGACUCUGACAGCAUCUCCAGGAGCCACAGUGAAGGAGGGAGAGGCUCUUAACCUGACCUGUGAGGCAGCAGUGAACAAAACCCCCCGCCCUGAACUCCACUACACCAUUGUGAGAGACGGGGAGCCUGUGACUAACAGCACUGACUCUGCACUGUACAGCAUAGCCAGCACUGAGAAGAGUCACACUGGGAGCUACACGUGUGCUGUGGAGUCACAGGGAGUGAGGAAGAGCAGCCAGGAGCUACACAUUGAACUACAAACGUCCUGGCACAGCGCUGCUGCUGCUGCUGGCUUCAGUGUCAGCUUCUUUGUGAUUCUUCUCAUUGUGUUCACUCUGCUUCUCCUCUAUCACAAGAUCAGAGGUUUCCCGUGUAUCACCGGUGGUAAGAGGAGGCAAGUCAGCACAAGUAUGUGUACAGACAGGGUCCUCGUCCACUACAGCACUGACAAGCAUUUCUCAUGACUCGAGGGUUCAACCCCAGCUUCUCUUCCACCUUCACAAACACUUCUUUAUUCUGGUAAUGGGGUCCAUGACUAGCAGUAGUGUCUUUCGACCCCUCAGCACAACACAGACUGGACAGGAAAUG
Acipenser ruthenus (sterlet) is the source of this 1792-nucleotide messenger RNA. RefSeq names its product Fc receptor-like protein 5. The record is from RefSeq and is a predicted model, not a curated record. NCBI's taxonomy places the organism in Eukaryota, Metazoa, Chordata, Actinopteri, Acipenseriformes, Acipenseridae. The transcript has 9 exons. Gene Ontology annotation, biological process: cell surface receptor signaling pathway. Gene Ontology annotation, molecular function: transmembrane signaling receptor activity. Bases 1 to 1668 code for a protein of 555 amino acids.